Messenger RNA from Vicia villosa (hairy vetch), 1404 nucleotides. RefSeq lists its product as uncharacterized. The record is from RefSeq and is a predicted model, not a curated record. The transcript has 3 exons. NCBI's taxonomy places the organism in Eukaryota, Viridiplantae, Streptophyta, Magnoliopsida, Fabales, Fabaceae. The coding region runs from base 374 to 1195 and encodes 273 amino acids.
UUUCAAUUCGUGAUUCAAGAAUCUUCCCUUACCAAACUGCUGCUGAUGGUAAAAUCUGAGUGAAUAAUUGCUUCUCCUUUUUCAUCAUCAACAUCACCGAAGCUUCUGUUUUCAAUUGUCGAAUGAUUGAGAAGAAGAUUACUUAAAAAGUGAGUUGUUGAAAAAGGGUUCUUUCUAUUCCACUUUCUACAUCCAAACUCAUCAUCAUUAUCAUGCCGUAACUAUCUUUACACUAUUACUAGCUGUAUACACUAUCCCAUUUUUGGGGUCAACAACAUUGCGGUGCAAGAUUUACAAACUGUACGUUGAACCAAACAAGCAUUAAGCGAACUUGAAAGAUUUAUUUAGAGAGUGGUGAAAGUAAAUCAGAAAAAUGGGAUCUUUCAUUGGUCAUAUUUUGCCAGGAACCUUGUUUCUUCUAGUUGGUUUAUGGCAUAUAUGGUGUGCCGUGGUGAGAUAUGUAUCAAGUCCUAAGACAUUCCGAGUUCGUGUAUGGAAUCCUGUACCAAGAGUUGAUGGGAAGCUCAAGCACUUGGAACUCUAUGUUAUUUCAAUUGGCGCUUUCAUUGACUUGUGCGUUGAGCUUUUAGUUGCAACACAACUAAAGUUUUUUGUUGGUGGAGUCUUGAAUUCCACUUACUUGAUUAACUUUGAGCACUCGGGAAUGCUUAUCAUGUUUCUUAUCUUUGGUGUCGUUUCCCUGCUCUCAGAAAGAACAAGAUAUGUUUCCUUGCCAGAAGGUGCACUUUGUUUAAUUGCUGCAACAGCAUUCACUGCAGAGUAUCUUCUGUUUUAUUUUCACUCAACAAUGCACAAAGGCCUAGAAGGCUAUUACCAUGUCCUCCUCGCAUUCCUAAUUGGUCUUUGUAUAUUAUGUUCAAUUGCUGGAGCACUUUUUCCCACCAGUUUCCCGGUCGAUUUAUGUAAGGGCAUUGCCAUAACACUGCAAGGAAUCUGGUUCUAUCUGACAGCCUUUGUUCUCUUUGGCCCUAUGCUACCAGCUGGUUGUAGCAUGAAGGAUAACGUUGUCACGUGUCAUUCGCAUGAGAGCGAGGUUCGUGGUGAGUUGUUUGCCAAUGCUCAGCUCUUUUUUGCAGUCCUCGCGGUUCAUGUAGGAACUAUAGUAUCCUUUGGUUUUGCAGCUUCUAGAUAUGGAAAUUUAGAAGAACUUGCUCCUAAUUCAGGGUUUGAUUAGAAGAACACUCAUGUAGAUUGUGAUAUUAUGUUUCCAGUUUUUUUGGUAAAUGUAAUGUUGGAGUAAACAAGUGCUGUUUUGUGUGAUGAAAAGAUUUUUAGAAAGUCAAGUGUAAAGUUAAUUUGCAAAUUAUUCAUUUAGUUGGGAUACAAUUACUAUGUAAACUUAAAUAGUAUGAGGAAAUAUCCAUGAUGGUGUAUUCUUAAGUA